AUGGCGGAUCAGGACGUUUCCACUUCGGACAUCUUCUCCAGCGAAAGCCCAAUCGUCGAAGAUGUGAUACCGCCCUUUUUCAACACCACAUUCUCAACACAUCGGGUAUCGCCACUUUUCAUUGGAGCACAGGCUCUGGACCAGGCUCGGCUUGAUGUACUUGCCCAUCGUUUGCGAGACACCCUUGUCGGAGACGUUGUUCGCGGCAUUCAAAUCGGUUUGGAGUCUCUUGAAACGCCCGUAGGACAGGUCGGCCCGCUGCGUUAUGUGAAAUUUCGCUGGUUCUCGCCCCAAGAUGUACUCGGCGACCGAGAGGUUCUUGACGACGCUCCUGACCGCGCGAGAGGUGAGACUGGCGAUGGCUCAGACAAGGGCCUCUGGGUAGAAAUUCGGCACGAGAACGCGGCCUACGUCGCUCUCCUGCUGCCUGGAUACACGACCCUCCACCAAAACACUUCAGCUAGACCGUCAGACUGGGCCAUGCGCCCGGGAAGGACGGCAACGGACAACAGCUUGGAUGAAACGAGGUUUCUUCAUUUACCUCUACUGUUGCUACGCAUGCCGCAGCCACUUAAGCAUGUGAUUGGCGACUGGCUAUCCACGACAUUUGAUUGCCGCGUCAGCAAGCUCUCUCUAGGCACAAAAACGCUCGUCAACGUCUGGGAGGGGUGGAUUGAGACUAUGGGCUUGUCUAACAAGGGGCCAGAUUUUGUCGUCACGCUGGCCUUCAACGCACCCCUUCGCGAUGGCGAGGGCGCCCUGAACUCUGACUCGGAUUCGGACGCAGAGGAGACCAUGGAACCGGGCCUGCGGAGCAUGAGCGUCGCGGUGCCGCCUCAAGAUCUCCGCCGCUUCCUGCGCACAGGCGAAAGGCUGCGGCCGGAGAAUAGCAGCACGCCUCACCUGUGGGAAAAGGAUGCCCGUGAACGCCGGCGCCUCGCCGGAGGCAACAUGGAUGACGGCUGGUCCUGGAGGACCGCCACCAGCACCGGCGACCAGCCAUUCACGACGGCGUUGGGUCGGUAUCUGCAGCACCACUUGGCGCUGAACAUGUUUCACCCCAGCGUGCGAGUUAUUCAGAUAUCGUGUGGCGGAUUUGUGCUCGCGCAGUCGCGGCUCAAAAUUCUACGUCGCGGGGAUCUGACCGACGACUUGUCCCGCGCAGCAUGGAUGUUUGCGACGCAGCUCGGUGGAAGAAUACGAGGAGACGAGCUGCCGUCUGUGAUUCCAGCGGGUAUGCCCUGA
Messenger RNA from Akanthomyces muscarius, 1245 nucleotides. RefSeq lists its product as uncharacterized. NCBI's taxonomy places the organism in Eukaryota, Fungi, Ascomycota, Sordariomycetes, Hypocreales, Cordycipitaceae. The record is from RefSeq and is a predicted model, not a curated record. The transcript has a single exon. Bases 1 to 1245 code for a protein of 414 amino acids.